Molecule: messenger RNA, 2379 nt
Organism: Parastagonospora nodorum SN15
Lineage: Eukaryota; Fungi; Ascomycota; Dothideomycetes; Pleosporales; Phaeosphaeriaceae
Exons: 5
Coding region: 1-2379 (792 amino acids)
Biological process (GO): endoplasmic reticulum to Golgi vesicle-mediated transport; intracellular protein transport; COPII-coated vesicle cargo loading
Cellular component (GO): endoplasmic reticulum exit site; COPII vesicle coat
Molecular function (GO): zinc ion binding; GTPase activator activity
Source: RefSeq, a predicted model, not a curated record
AUGGCCGACUUCGAGGCAAUGAAGGAUACGUGGAGCGAUGUUGAGGAUCGGGACGGUGUCCGCCUCAGCUGGAACACAUUUCCCAGCUCGCGCAUGGAAGCCUCGCGCCUCGUUGUACCCAUUGGUGCUCUUUACACGCCCCUGAAGGAGAAGACAGACACGCCAUUGCUGCAGUAUGAGCCCGUCGUGUGCCGGGCGCCCUGCAAGGGUGUGCUCAACCCAUACUGUCAGGUUGAUAUGCGCGCCCGCGUCUGGAUAUGCCCGUUCUGCCUCAACCGCAACCAGCUCCCACCCCACUACAAGGACAUCUCGCAGGAACAGAUCCCGCCCGAGCUGCACCCGAGCAGCACCACCAUCGAGUACCGUCUCCCCAAGCCCGCGAGAUGCGCCCCCAUCUUCAUAUUCGUCAUCGACACGUGCCAGGAAGAGGAUAGCUUGAAGGCGCUCAAGGACUCCAUCAUCAUGAGCUUGAGCCUGUUGCCACGCAUACGCCCUCGUUGGUUUGAUCACAUACGGCACAAUGGUAGGAUGAGCAUUGGAUUGAAGGCAUUGAUCGCUGACACAUACCAGACUCAAGUCCACGAGCUCGGCUACACCGAAUGCGCCAAGUCGUACGUCUUCCGCGGAAACAAAGACUACUCCACCAAACAGGUGCAGACUAUGAUCGGCCUGGGCCAGAUGGCAGCCCCUCGUCCCGGCAUGCAGGCACAGCCGGGACAGCCCGGUGGCGCCCCUCCCACUGCUGCAAUGCGCUUCAUCCUCCCUGUCGGUCAAUGCGAAUUCCAGUUGACCAACGUUCUCGAGUCACUUCAGCGGGAUCCUUGGCCAGUCGCAAACGACAAGCGUGCGCUGCGAUGCACCGGUGUCGCGCUGAGUGUGGCUUCUGGCCUUCUCGAGGCGAGCAACUUUGUGAACACAGGCGCCCGCAUCAUGUUGUUCGCCGGUGGCCCAGCGACAGAGGGGCCCGGUAUGGUUGUCGGACCAGAGCUCCGUGAGCCCAUCCGAUCGCACCACGACAUCGACCGCGACAACAUCAAGUACUACAAGAAGGCGCUCAAGUUCUACGAGACUCUUGCCAAGCGCGUCUCGACAAAUGGCCACAUUGUCGACAUUUUCGCCGGAUGUCUGGACCAGGUCGGUCUACUCGAAAUGAGGGGUUUGGCCAACACGACUGGUGGCCAUAUGAUCUUGACGGAUAGCUUCACAUCCUCCAUGUACAAGCAGUCGUUUGCUCGCGUCUUCAACAAGGACGCCGACGACAACCUGCUCAUGGGCUUCAACGCCGAGAUGGAGGUUCUGACCACCAAGGAGUUGAAGGUCACCGGUCUCAUUGGACACGCUGUGUCUCUCAACAAGAAGUCUGUCAAUGUGGGCGAGACCGAGUGCGGUAUCGGCAACACUUGCGCCUGGAAGAUGUGCGGUAUCGACCCAGAAGCCAGCUAUGGUAUCUACUUCGAGAUUGCUGGACAGGGUGGACCGAGUGGGAUGACCGGUGGUGCGCCGCAGGCCAUCAUGCAAUUCCUUACAUACUACCAGCAUUCCUCUGGACAAAUGCACUUGAGGGUGACUACCGUCUCCCGUCCCAUGAGCGGUCCUUCUGGCGAUCCCGCGCUCGCGCAAUCUUUCGACCAAGAAGCCGCUGCUGUGCUCAUGUCGAGAAUAGCCGUGUUCAAGGCCGAGGUGGACGACGGUCCAGAUGUCUUGCGAUGGGUCGACCGCAUGCUCAUCCGACUCUGCUCGCGAUUCGCUGAGUACAGGAAGGACGACCCAUCAUCUUUCAGGCUCGAGAAGAACUUCACGCUGUACCCACAGUUCAUGUUCCAUCUGCGCCGAUCACAAUUCUUGCAGGUCUUCAACAACUCGCCCGAUGAGACCGCUUUCUACCGCCACGUUCUGAACCACGAGGACGUCGGCAAUUCCCUCGUCAUGAUCCAGCCCACACUCGACAGCUACGGCUUCGACCACGAAGGCGGUCAGCCCGUGCUUCUCGACUCGGCAUCCAUUCAAUCGGAAACCGUCCUCCUUCUCGACACCUUCUUCCACAUCCUCAUCUUCCACGGCGAGACCAUGGCUGAGUGGCGGAAAGCGGGCUACCAGGAUCAAGAGGGUUACGAGAACUUCCGCACGCUACUCGAGGCGCCCAAGGAAGAUGCCAAAGACCUCAUCCAGGACCGAUUCCCGUUGCCGCGAUUCAUUGUUUGUGAUGCGGGUGGUUCGCAGGCGCGUUUCUUGCUGUCGAAGCUCAAUCCCAGUACCACACAUCAGACGAGCACCUAUGGCGGUGUUGCGCAGACUGCGCAGACGAUCUUCACGGAUGAUGUUAGCUUGCAGACGUUUAUGGACCAUCUGAUGAAGUUGGCUGUCAGUGGAACGAGUUAA